AUGGACUUCAGUUUGGAUGAUCCUUUAGCUGACUUAGUUAGUGAUAAUUCUAACGACAGCUUCUUCGAGACAUCUAAAAAACCUCCACAAACAGGUUUAAAAGCCAAGGAUGGCACCAAACAACAAAGUACAGAAAAUCAAAGAGGCUUUACGUCUGCUAAAACAAUGGAAGAUUUAUUUGGAAUUCAAUCUUCCAUACACUCAACAAAACCUCAAGGGGAAAUACUCAAAUCUACUCCACCUUCAUCUCUUAGUAUUAAAAAACCGAUAAUUUCCAGAACUGAACCAAGUAAAUCGGGUGAUAUCUUUGUUGAAGGUGAUAUAAUAGCUGAUUUAGGUUUUGACCCAAAGAAGCCUAAAGGUAGUAAAUCAAGUAUUCUUGACGAUUUACUUACUUCAAUCGAUACGUCGAAAAUUACACAACCUGCCCUAAAAUAUUCUAGACCUUUGACGGCAGCAGGUGUAAAUGCCCCGAAAAAUAUAUCAAGACAAUCAACAGAAACUGAUAACUCCGGUCCUGGUACUUCUCAAGGAACUUCUUUACCAACUACUAGACCAAAAACAUCUGUGGGACGCCGACAAUCUGUUAAUUCUGGAAAUGACCCAUUAGGAUUGUUUACAACUCCUCCAGCAGGGUCAGUCAAAGAUCAAUCUUUUGAAUCUAAAGUAGAUUCUAAUAAGGAAAUUUCAUUUAAAAGCAAAGUGAAAAGUUUAAAUCCAGAUUGGCUAGGUCUUGACCUGCAAUCUUCAAUAAAAAAACCGGAAUCAAAAAUAUCAACUUCAGAGCCACAAAUAUUACAAGUCAAUCAAACCGAAUUACCUAAAGCAAUAUCUUCCGUAUCAUAUUCUCAGCAAGAGUUUUCCCAAAUAAAUGCGAAUCCGACCUACAAUAAUCAAAACACAAUUGCAAUAGUGGCUGCAAAUAUGGAAACUCAAAACGCUAUUCAAACUCUUAAUCAACAAGAAUCACAAAUUUUAAUGGCAGCACAGUUAAAAAACCAAGAGAGAGCACUUCUUGAAAUGCAGAAGAAACAACAAGAACUACUAAAUCAACAAGAGCUUAAAUUCAAUGAAUUAUUGAAAAAUCAAAUAUCUAGGCAAAAUAAUUUAGAAACAACUAUAAAAGCGCAACAAGAACGUAUUAAUGCUCACAUUCAAAUGCUAAUGACGCAGCCUCCCCUUCUUUCAGAUACUGCAGAAAUGAAAAUAUUUCAAAAUAAUGAGAAUAAGAAAACUGAUUUAAUAGCAGAAAAUGAAAAUCACGAAAAUCAAAUUCAAUUUGAACAUGAUGUGAAGCGUUUGGAACUAGAAAAGCUUAGACUUGAAGACUUAAUAUCAAAUAUAAACAUAAAUCACGAAAAAGAGCUUGAACUCAUAGAGAAUUCCCAUAAGAAACAGAUUCAGCUAUUAGAAGACAAUUUAGAGAUUGUUGAGAAACGUUUACAAACGGAAAUUAUUUCUUUACAAGAAUUUUAUUCCAAGAAAUUAAACGAUAUUGAGGUAGAAAAACAGAAAUUAGUCAAUGAAUAUGAGGAAAAACUUAGGAACUUAAAAGAAAAUUAUGAAAAAAAUAUCGCAGACUUAAAAUUAGAUUAUGAGAACUCGAUUGAAAAUCUUAAAUCUGAUCAUAAAUCUACUAUUGAAGCUAUACGUGAGUCUAAAUUAAUGGAAUUUGCAGUAGUUCAGGACAACGCAUCAUAUUUGCAAAUUCUUAGAAAUGCGUCGACUAAUUUAGAAAACGUUUCAGGAAAUUUACAAAAUCUAAGAGAUGAAAUGUAUAACAAAAUAGACUUAGAAUACAAAGAAAAAGAAGACAAACUAAUGCAAAAAGAAAAAAAAUUAAAUGACUUAGAACGACGUUUAAAGAUUACACAAGAGUCAUCUGACAAAGAAAAAUCUCGCUUAAUAGAACUAGUAACUACGCUCGAAAUUCAGCUUCAAAAACUAUCACAAGAUUCUGCUGACGAGAAAUGGAACAUAAAGCAAAAAUUAUCGGCAUUAGAAAUAGAACGUGAAGCAUUUGAGCGCGAAAAACUCUAUAUUAGGGAACAGCUAACCCGAUCUGAAAAAAAACUGGAAGAUUUAAAAGAAUAUCAAGUUGAGGAAUAUCGUAAACUAUUGGAAAAAGUGCAAGAUGAAAAAAAAUUGUUGGCAAUUGAAAAAACUAAGUUUGAAACUGCUAAAAAACUGGAUGAAGAUUGUGGCUUAAAUCGAUCUAGAGCAGAAAUAGAUAUAGCAAUCAAAGUGGCAAAAGAAGCUACCAAACAAGCGGAUGUGGAGCGUGAGCGUUUCCUAAAGUCACAAAGAGAAUUGGAAAUUCGUAAGAGGGAUUUAAUUGAUCAAGAAAAUGAACUUCGCUCAAAAGGAGAGGAGUUGGAAUCUGAAAUUCUAAAAACAAAAUCUAAGGAACGAAAGGUUCGCGAAGCAUUGCAACGCCAAAAAUACAUUGAGCAAAGCUUAACUGCAAAAGUACAAUUUUUGCAAAACCAAACCAGAGUUCUUUCCGAGCGUGAAACACAAUUGUCUCAGGAGAGAUUAUUGCUAUCAAAAGAGCGAAUAGAUCUUCAAGAACUUAAGAAAAAAGUUGAACUAAGUAAAUGUAGUCUUUGCAAAAUCGGAGAAAGAAGUAUUGAAAUUUCAAAUAUUAUAACAGGAAAUGAUAUUUUACCUGAUGCAGAAAAUUAUUUAACUGAACUUAAUUUCGCUUACAAUAAUAACUUUACUCACAAUAUUGACCAACUCUUUGAUAAGGAUGUGGCAGAGUCUUUAAUAAAAAUGGAACAUAUAAAUAAAAAAUUCAACAAUGAGUUAAACAACGACGACGAUAAUGUGCUUAACCAGAAUUUAAACACUCAAAAUUUCGACCUUGCUCAACCACAAGGGUUUCUAGAUCCUGAGUUCUCUGCUAUUGACUUAAAUUCUAGAUUAUCCAAAAUUGAUGAAUUUUAA
This is a messenger RNA of Condylostylus longicornis, 2949 nucleotides long. Its product is annotated as putative leucine-rich repeat-containing protein DDB_G0290503. Gene Ontology annotation, cellular component: centriole; ciliary transition fiber; ciliary basal body. The coding region runs from base 1 to 2949 and encodes 982 amino acids. The record is from RefSeq and is a predicted model, not a curated record. Lineage: Eukaryota; Metazoa; Arthropoda; Insecta; Diptera; Dolichopodidae. Gene Ontology annotation, biological process: establishment of epithelial cell polarity; cilium assembly. The transcript is spliced from 2 exons.